Hibiscus syriacus is the source of this 3420-nucleotide messenger RNA. RefSeq names its product probable LRR receptor-like serine/threonine-protein kinase At4g36180. The record is from RefSeq and is a predicted model, not a curated record. The transcript has a single exon. Lineage: Eukaryota; Viridiplantae; Streptophyta; Magnoliopsida; Malvales; Malvaceae. Gene Ontology annotation, biological process: protein phosphorylation. Gene Ontology annotation, molecular function: ATP binding; protein binding; protein kinase activity. The coding region runs from base 1 to 3420 and encodes 1139 amino acids.
AUGGAAGUAACGGCUGUCCUUCUUUCUUUCCUAACGCUCUUCACCUUCAACCUCCUUUUCUCUUCUUCUUACGCCCAAACUCACAGCACCCUCACUUUAUCUGAGAUCCGAGCGCUGACGUCAUUCAAACGGAGCGUUUUCAGCGACCCACUUGGCUCUCUCGAUGGCUGGGACGACUCGACACCGUCAGCUCCCUGCGACUGGCGUGGCAUUGUCUGUUACAACCACCGUGUCCGCGAGCUCCUCUUGCCUCGUCUUCAACUCGGUGGCCAACUCACUGAUCAGUUAAACAACCUACGUGAGCUACGCAAGUUAAGCCUCCAUUCUAACAACUUUAUCGGCUCCAUCCCUGACUCUCUCUCUCAGUGCGCUCUCUUACGCGCGGUUUACUUCCAGUACAAUUCCUUCUCCGGGAAACUGCCGCCUUCCAUUUUCAACCUCACCAACUUACAAGUCCUGAAUAUAGCUCAUAACUAUCUCUCCGGUAGAAUCACCGCCGUAAUUGCGCCGUCCCUUCGGUACCUGGACUUAUCCUCGAACGAUUUCUCGGGGGAAAUACCGUCGAAUUUCUCGGUCCAGUCUCAACUACAACUCAUCAACUUCUCAUACAACCGGUUUUCCGGUGAAGUUCCGGCGGGCAUCGGAAAUUUCCAACAACUGGAGUACCUCUGGCUCGACUCGAACCAGUUGUACGGCACGUUGCCUUCGGUUAUUGCAAACUGUUCUUCUUUGGUGCAUUUUAGCGCUGAAGACAACCAGCUUAAAGGAUUACUUCCGGGAAGUAUCGUCGCGGUUCCGAAUCUUGAAGUGCUUGCAUUAUCGCGUAACGGACUCUCCGGCCCGGUUCCUGAAACCAUUUUCUGUACAUCACCGGGGAGCAGAACGGCGUCGUUGAGGAUUGUUCAGCUGGGAUUCAAUGAGUUCACGAAACUUGUUAAGCCGCGAAAUAAUGGAAGUUGUGAUUCGGUUAUGGAGGUUUUGGACUUUAACGAGAAUCACAUCCAUGGCGAGUUUCCAUCUUGGUUGACCAGUUUGACCACGUUGAGAAUUUUGGAUUUUUCUGGAAACUUCUUUACUGGCUUACUACCGGUCGAAAUCGGAAACCUUUUCAACUUGCAAGAACUUAGAGUGGCCAACAACUCUCUAAACGGUUCGGUCCCUAAUCAACUCGUUCAAUGCAGUUCGUUAAAGGUGGUUGAUUUUGAAGGAAACCAGUUUUCUGGUAAAUUACCGGCCUUUUUAAGUCAACUGAGGAGCUUGAAAAGCAUAUCUUUGGGAAGAAAUCUAUUUUCCGGUUCAAUUCCGUUUGGGUUUGGGAACAUUUCAGGACUUGAAAUGCUGAACUUGAGUGGAAAUAACUUGACCGAGACUGUGCCGGGAGAUAUAAUUCAGUUGGGCAAUUUAACAACUUUAAACCUCAGUCACAACAAAUUUUCUGGGGGAAUUCCUAAAUGGUUGUCAGAUUUAUCUAGUUUAGUGGUUUUAAAUUUAAGUGCUUGCGGAUUUUCAGGGAAGAUUCCUGGAACUAUAGGGAGUUUGAUGAAAUUAAAAUCUCUUGAUUUGAGUAAGCAGCAGCUUUCCGGGGAGUUGCCUAUUGAACUUUUUGGGUUGCCAAGUUUGCAGGUCAUUGCUUUAGAAGAAAACAGGAUAUCUGGUGAUGUUCCUGAAGGUUUUAGCAGCUUGGUUGGUUUAAAAUCCUUGAAUCUUAGCUCCAAUGAAUUCACUGGUCGGAUUCCAAGCACCUAUGGUUUCUUGCACUCAUUAGUUGUGCUUUCCUUGUCCCACAAUCGAGUUUUGGGUACGAUACCGGUGGAGCUUGGUAAUUGUUCUGAUCUUGAAGUGCUUCAGCUUCGUUCGAAUCGAUUGAAGGGCAACGCGCCAGGUGAUUUCUCUCGGUUGUCUCAUUUAAAAGAGCUUGAUUUGAGUUCCAAUAAGUUAGAUGGUGAAAUCCCAGAGCAAAUUUCCAAGUGCUCCUCCAUGACUACUUUGUUGUUAGAUGGAAAUCAGUUCUCAGGUACCAUACCAGGUUCAUUGUCAAAUUUGUCCAACUUAACAAGUUUGAAUCUUUCUUCGAACAGAUUGAGUGGAUAUAUUCCAUUAAGUUUUUCAAGCAUGUGUAGUUUGAAGUACUUUAAUUUGUCGAGAAACAAUCUCAGGGGUGAGAUUCCGAAAGCAAUCGGUUCUCGGUUCAAUGAUGCUUCUCUGUUUUCAAAUAAUGCAGAACUAUGUGGUAUGCCAUUAAGAGAAUGUGCAAAUGAAAGAAAUAGAAACAAGAGAAAACUGAUUCUAUUGAUUGCUAUGGUUGUUGGCGGGGCUUGCAUUUUUGCAUUGUUUUGUUGUGGAUAUAUUUACAGCCUUAUACGGUGGUGGCAGAAGCUGAGAGGAUGGGCAACUGGGGAGAAGAAGAGGAGUCCGGCUCAUGCAUGUUCAGGAGCUGGCCGGAGCCAUGGAAGUGGUGAAAAUGGAGGUCCGAAACUAGUUAUGUUCAAUAACAAGAUAACUCUAUCGGAGACGCUCGAAGCGACGAGGCAAUUUGAUGAGGAAAAUGUCCCGAGUCGGGGAAGAAAUGGACUUGUUUUCAAGGCAACGUUUCAAGAUGGAAUGGUUCUAUCUAUCCGUCGACUCGUCGAUGGGUCGAUUGAUGAAGCUACCUUUAGAAAAGAAGCCGAAUUGCUUGGGAAGGUAAGGCAUCGAAACAUAACAGUCCUAAGGGGAUACUAUGUGGGCCCUCCCGAUCUAAGACUCCUUGUUUAUGACUACAUUCCUAAUGGGAACCUAGCUACCCUCCUCCAAGAAGCAUCUCAACAAGAGGGACAUAUGCUCAACUGGCCAAUGCUUCAUCUGAUUGCCCUUGGCAUUGCUCGUGGCCUAGCAUUUUUACACUCUUUAUCGAUCGUUCACGGUGAUGUCAAACCACAAAACGUCCUCUUCGAUGCCGAUUUCGAAGCUCAUUUAUCCGAAUUCGGACUCGAGAAACUCAUAAUAGCAACCCCAGCAGAAGCUUCGUCGUCUUCAACCCCGGUUGGCAGUCUAGGUUACGUAGCACCAGAAGCUGUUAUAACAGGUGAACCGACCAAAGAAGCCGAUGUGUACAGCUUCGGGAUCGUACUGUUGGAAAUCCUUGCCGGAAGAAAACCGGUUAUGUUUAACCAAAACGAGGACAUUGUGAAAUGGGUGAAGAAGCAAUUGGAGAAAGGGCAGAUCUCGGAGUUGCUGGAGUCGGGGCUGCUUGAGUUAGACCCUGAAUCAUCAGAGUGGGAAGAGUUCUUGUUAGGGGUCAAAGUGGGACUCCUUUGCAUAGCAUCCGAGCCACUUGAUAGGCCAGCCAUGGCGGACAUCGUUUUCAUGUUGGAAGGAUGCAGAGUUGGACCAGAGAUUCCAUCUUCACCUGAUCCAACCUCUCUACCUUCCCCAGAUUGA